This is a messenger RNA of Candida tropicalis MYA-3404, 480 nucleotides long. Its product is annotated as MIND complex subunit. The record is from RefSeq and is a predicted model, not a curated record. Gene Ontology annotation, cellular component: MIS12/MIND type complex. The transcript has a single exon. Lineage: Eukaryota; Fungi; Ascomycota; Pichiomycetes; Serinales; Debaryomycetaceae. The coding region runs from base 1 to 480 and encodes 159 amino acids.
AUGUCAACUACGAAUACCAAGAACUAUGAUGCCGUUGAGAAAGUGAGGUUUGAAAGAUUAAGAUUGGUUGCUCGUAGGGCAUUGGAAGAGCUGAUCAAAAAAUCAUUAUUUAUAGAACAAAUGAGUACGUGCUUCCCAACAUUGGUGAAUUCAGAAGAUGGAUUGAUAUCACUAGAGUCUGCCGUUUCCCAAAUGUCAGGAUUCUGGCAUUCAAAUUCACUAGAUGAGUUUGAUCUAAUAUACAAAGAAAAAGAUAUGGAGUCGAAGCUAGACGAAUUGGAUGAAAUUAUAAAACACGCACAAGACAAGAAAGAAGCUGGUGAAAAACCUACAAAUAUUGAUCAACUUUCACCUUUGGAACUCGUGGAUUCGACAAUAAUAAGUAAUAGCAAUGUUGUUCUAGAUAAUCUUCAAAAUGGAUAUAUGAUCAGUUGUGUGCAGAAAACUUUGACCUUCACAAAGACUUUUCAGAAAUGGUGA